GGGCUCUGUUCGGGGCGGGGCCUGGGGCGGCGGGCGCGGAGCCGUUCCCGUUCCCGGUCCCGUUCCUGUUCCGGCGCCGCCGCUCGGAGCCGCCGCCGGGGCCUCCCCGCCCCGUCCCGUCCGCUGCGGCCCCGCCAUGGCCGGGCGCGGCGCCUUCCCGCUCAGCCCGCUGCCCCCCGCCGCCGCCCCGCCGGCCCCGGGGCCCGGCACCGCCCUGCUGCGCGGCCCCAGCCCCGCGCCCGCCGGCGCCCCGGGCUACCGCGCCAUGGGCCCGGCCGCCGCGCAGUACCAGCAGCGCCCAGGGAUGCCCCCUGGGAGCAGGAUGCCCAUGGCAGGGCUGCAGGUGGGGCCCCCAGGAGCCCCCCCGUACGGAGCAGCGACCCCGCUGAGGCCCGGCCUGCCCCAGGCCAUGAUGGAUCCGUUCAGGAAGCGCCUGCUGACCCCCCAGGCACAGCCACCCAUGGCCACCCCCAGGAGAGGGGUGAAGAGGAGGAAGAUGGCUGACAAGGUGCUGCCACAGAGGAUCCGGGAGCUGGUCCCAGAAUCCCAGGCCUACAUGGACCUCCUGGCCUUCGAGCGCAAGCUGGACCAAACCAUUGCUCGGAAGAGGAUGGAGAUCCAGGAGGCCAUCAAGAAACCCCUGACGCAAAAGCGGAAGCUCAGGAUUUACAUCUCCAACACCUUCACCCCAGCCAAGGAGGAAGGAGAGGGCGGGGAGCGUGUGGCCUCCUGGGAGCUCCGUGUGGAGGGGAAGCUGCUGGAGGAUCCCAGCAAGCAGAAGAGGAAGUUCUCCUCCUUCUUCAAGAGCCUUGUGAUCGAGCUGGACAAGGAGCUCUAUGGGCCGGACAAUCACCUGGUGGAGUGGCACCGGAUGCCCACGACCCAGGAGACCGACGGCUUCCAGGUGAAGCGUCCCGGGGAUGUCAACGUGAAGUGCACCCUGCUGCUCAUGCUGGACCACCAGCCCCCCCAGUACAAGCUGGACCCACGGCUGGCCCGGCUGCUGGGGGUGCACACCCAGACCAGGGCCAGCAUCAUGCAGGCCCUGUGGCUCUACAUCAAACACAACAAACUGCAGGACAGCCACGAGAAGGAGUUCAUCAACUGCAACCGCUACUUCCGCCAGAUCUUCAACUGUGUCCGCAUGCGCUUCUCUGAGAUCCCCAUGAAGCUGGCAGGGCUCCUGCAGCACCCGGAUCCCAUCAUCAUCAACCACACCAUCAGUGUGGACCCCAAUGACCAGAAGAAGACAGCCUGCUACGACAUCGACGUGGAGGUGGACGAUCCCCUCAAAGCCCAGAUGAGCAAUUUCCUGGCUUCCACCACCAACCAGCAGGAAAUCGCCUCCCUCGAUGCCAAGAUCCACGAGACCAUCGAGUCCAUCAACCAGCUGAAGACACAGAGGGAUUUCAUGCUGAGCUUCAGCAACAACCCCCAGGAUUUCAUACAGGAAUGGAUCAAAUCCCAGAGGAGGGACCUCAAGAUCAUCACGGAUGUGAUCGGGAACCCCGAGGAGGAGCGGCGGGCCGAGUUUUACCAACAGCCCUGGGCGCAGGAGGCCGUGGGCAGGCACAUCUUUGCCAAGGUCCAGCAGCGCCGGCAGGAACUGGAACAAGUGCUCGGGAUCCGCCUCACUUAAGGCGGGCGGGGCCCGGGGCCGCUCCCGCCCCGCUGCCCGAGCCGGACGGUACCGACUGGAAGCCACAGCACUUGCACAAACCCGAUGUGCCUGGAGGGAUGGGAGCCCCCCCGGGGCUCCCCGGGCCGAGCACAGCGGGGUCCCCGCUCCCCCCAAGCCCCCGCAGCGCCUCCUCCGCUUUGCAUCGCGCCCUCCCCGCGCAGCCCCCGCGGCUCUCCCGCUCCCCUCCCGCUCCCAGAGCCCCUCCGGGAGCCGGGGAGCGCUGCCCGGGCCCGGGGAGGAGCUGCCAGCCCCACCCCGAGCCCAGCCCGCCCCGCCCUGCCCCUCUUCAACCAAAGUUCGUCAUUCCAAACGCCAGCUCCCCCCGGCCCCCCGACGUUUUGCACUAUUUUUGUGAACAGGUUUUAUAUAAAAAAAAACCACGAGAAAGAAAAAAAAAAAAAAAAAAGGCAGCGUUUUGUACAGUGGGUUUGUAUUUGAUUAAUUAAUUAAUAUAUUGAUUGAGCUCCUUUUCCUGCACUGGGCUCUGCAGGGGCUUGGGGAGGCUCCCAGGGCUGCUCUGGGGAUACAGACCUAAGGGUUGGGGCUCAGUUUGUGACAAUCAGUUUAUUCCUUCCCCUCUUCCCACUGUUUUACAUAAUUCCAUAAUUAACCACUUGUCUUGACGAGGUUUGGGGGCAGAGGGGGUCGCUCUGCCCCAGGGGCCUGGGGCCAGGGGGGGCAUGGGGGCACCAAGAACUGGAGAUAGGAGGGAGGGGACCACGGGGACAGUGCCACCACUGCCACCCCCACUGAAGUGCCUUUGCCCCCCUGCAGGCUGCUGAGGUGGGGGGGUGUUUACAGAAUCCCAGGGUUGGGCUCAGGGGUGCCUGCCUCUUCUGUAAUCAGUUUUUGUCUAUUUUGGAUCUUUUCUAAUAAAAGCAGUUAGCAGCA
Molecule: messenger RNA, 2572 nt
Organism: Poecile atricapillus (Black-capped chickadee)
Lineage: Eukaryota; Metazoa; Chordata; Aves; Passeriformes; Paridae
Gene: SMARCD2
Product: SWI/SNF related, matrix associated, actin dependent regulator of chromatin, subfamily d, member 2
Exons: 13
Coding region: 137-1639 (500 amino acids)
Biological process (GO): regulation of transcription by RNA polymerase II
Cellular component (GO): nucleus; SWI/SNF complex
Source: RefSeq, a predicted model, not a curated record